Messenger RNA from Lethenteron reissneri (Far Eastern brook lamprey), 2054 nucleotides. RefSeq names its product keratin, type 1 cytoskeletal 11. Gene Ontology annotation, molecular function: structural molecule activity. Gene Ontology annotation, cellular component: cytoskeleton. Lineage: Eukaryota; Metazoa; Chordata; Hyperoartia; Petromyzontiformes; Petromyzontidae. The record is from RefSeq and is a predicted model, not a curated record.
CCAAGCUCCUGUACACCUCCCCCCGUGUCUCUGUCUCCUCUCUCCUCUCCUCGCUUGUCCAUCCGCCUGUCUCUCUCCUCUCUCUCCCUUCUUGUGUCUCCUUUCUCUCUUAUCUCUCUCACAGCACCCCCCUCCAACGAUGUCCUUCAGCUCCCGUUCCAUCGGCGGCUACGGUGGCAUGUCCACGCGUCUGGGCCGAGGGUCCGCAAGCGUCUACGAAGGCGGCGGCUCUUCUGGGGGCUACCGCAUCUCGCAAUCCUCGAUGGGUGGCGGAGGUGGCUAUGGUGGUGGCUAUGGUGGUGGUGGUGGCUAUGGAGGUGGCUGCGCCAUCAGCUCCUCCUUCCAGAGCUUCGGUGCCUUCGGAGGAGGUGGUGCAGGUGGCGGAGGGUUGAGCGGUGGGAAUGAGAAGGUCGAGAUGCAGGGACUCAACGAUCGCCUGGCUGAAUACAUCGAGAAGGUGCGAUUCCUGGAGAAUGCCAACCAGGAACUGGAGCUACGGAUCAAGGAGUUGCUGAAGGGAAAGGGUCCCGGCAACAAAGACUACAGCGCAUACUACACCACCAUGCAGGAGCUCAGGGAAAAGAUCCUGGCUCAGAUCAUGGAGAACGCCCGGGUCAGCCUGGAGAUUGACAACGCGCGACUGGCAGCCGACGACUUCCGCAGCAAGUGGGAGACGGAGCUGGCUCUGCGCAGCUCCGUGGAGGCGGACAUCAACAACCUGCGCGGGCUGCUGGACGAGUACAGCAUGGCGCGCAUGGGGCUCGAGGGGGAGAUCGAGAGCCUCCGCGAGGAGCUCAUCUUCAUGCGCAAGAACCACGAGGAGGAGCUGGCCGCCUUGCGGGCGCAGCUGGAAGGGUCAUCGAUGUCGGUGGAGGUGGACAGCGCCAAGGGCAAGGACCUGCACAAGAUCCUGGCCGAGAUCCGGGCUCAGUACGAGGGGAUGAUCGCCAAGAACCGCGUGGACCAGGAGGAGGCCUUCAACAAACAGGCCCAGUCGGUGCAGGUGGUGGCCGUGCAGCACUCACAGGCAUCGCAGGCUGCCAAGGUGGAGGUCACGGAGACACGGCGCGCCAUGCAGAGCCUCCAGGCUGAGCUCGAUUCUCUACGAGGCCUGAUCCGCUCGCUGGAGGACCAGCUCCAGGACACGGAGGAGCGCAACGCUCGCGACCUCUCCACCUACACGAUGCAGAUCCAGCGCCUGGAGGGUGAACUCUCGAACCUGCGCCACGGCAUCAACCAGCAGCUGAAGGAAUACGCGGAUCUCCUCAACAUGAAGAUGAAGCUCGAGGCGGAGAUCGCCACCUACAGGCGCCUGCUGGAGGGGGAGGAUAGCCGGAUGGGCAACAUCUCUGCCAACUCCACCUCCGGGUUGAUCACCGUGAGCGGUGGCGGCGGCGGCGGCGGUGGAGUCUCCGGCGGUGGUGGUGGCGGUGGUGGCAUGAGCAUGACCAUGACCAGCAGCAGCAGCAGCAGCGGCGGUGGUGGUGGUGGUGGCGGCAUCAGCAGCAGCGGUGGUGGAUCGGUGGUGAAGACCACGACCACCAAGGAGUCGUCCAGCUACUCCACCGGCUACCGCUCUUGAAUGCCAAAAGCUGCUCCUGUGCAGUUCGAGAGCUCGAGAGCGACGGCUGCUGCUGCCCGACUCGAAGAAGCCACGUGGCUCGAAUGGAAGCCCUGACGUCACAAAGGCCAUGGCGUCUCUCUCUCUCCUCUCGUGUCUCUCUCUCUCUCUCCCUGUGUCUCUCUCUCUCUCCCUGUGUCUCUCUCCCGCCGUGUCUCUCUCUCCCCCCGUGUCUGCUUCUCCCCAUGUCCCCCUUCAUCACCGUGUCCCCCUCCCCCCUCCCCCCCCGUGUCUCUCUCUCUCCCCGUGUCUCUCUCCUCGUGUCUCUCUCUCUCUCCCUGUGUUUCUCUUUCCCCCCGUGUCUCUCUCUCGCCCCCGGUGUCUCUCUCUCCCUAUGUCCCCCUUUAUCACCGUGUCCCCCUCCCCCUCCCCCCGUGUCUCCCUCAUGCCCCCUGUGUCUCACUUCCCAGUGUCUCCCCUCCCCGUGUCUCCC